CGAGCGGAUUAAAUCAUCGAUUAAAUUAUCACGUGAAAUAAUAAUCCCCGCGUACCUAUGUGUAUGUGCGUGUGUGCUUUAAGACAAAACAUCGCGCAUUAACUUUCAAUAGAACGCGUGAACUGGCUGUCAUCAUCGUUCACGGUUUGUUACGGGGUUUUCACAUUUAAAUGGCACGACGAGACAUUGUGGGGAGAAAGGACGGCGGGUAGUGUCGGAUUGCCGGCAUCUUUCACGAAUCUUUCUCGAGCAAUAACUUAAAACUCGCCUUCGUCGAGGUACUAAGUAGGAUCAGUAGGGUUUCAGCCUAACCUCAUAUUACAGGAUCCAUUUCUACUCCUAAUUUCGACGAAACGGAUGACUGCCGGUUGACGGGGAUUUUCGGUGGAUUAAUAGUUCGACCGAGCCUUCCCUUCGAGAGGAACGACGGUCGACGGAGGACCGGCACAUGUGCGGCUUGUACGGGGUUCGCUAUGGGGGAGACAUGAUUUAAAGUUUUAGCAGCGAACUGAGAUGCAAGAAAUUUACUAUUUACCAAAAUCUACUCUACAAUGCGACUGGCAAAUCAGCGGUGCAACUUGAUUUUGAAUUAAUCGAGGUAACGUUACACGUAAGAUCUCGAUAAGAUUCGGAAUCAAAGUGCCACUUUGGCACGCUCAACGUGUAAGAUCGCACGUGGAUCUCUAAUCGUCUCUCUGCAUAUUCCCAAGCAAGAGCGGACGACGGAAAUCAGGAAGGAUGUGCCAGGUGGCCGCGAGCAGCUCGCGCGAUUGGAGAGGAGCACGUUGGAAAACAGAAACGAGACAAAUGAGAUCAGAGCUGAGGAUGUUCGAAAGCUCCGCCUGGUUUUCGGAACGUCCCAAAAUCUCGCGCCCCUCCAAUCAACAUCUUCCACCCAUUUUCUCUCUCUCCGCUUGCCAUCUCUUCCAUCGCGUUGCUCCUUUUAGUUCUGUCUUUGCUUUUCACUCAUCGGAAACUUUGCCUAACAAUUAGUCUCGCGCCGGAGACGCGAAGUCCAUCGUGACGUUCUGCUCGAUUGGCAGAUCAGCUCGUAGUCACGUAAGAGAGAAUCGUCGAUUACGCGACAGGUAUCAAGCUAAUUUGCGUUACUUGUUGAGCGAUGCAAAUAAUGAUGAUCGGCGACUUGGCCACGUAUUUAUCUAAAAACGUUUUCGCAUCUCCUUUGCAUAAUUUUUACCUUCCAAUUUUCAAGUCUCCUCACAUUGAUGAGAAUUGAUUGAUUGCUUAGAAGUUUGUUCGGAAUAAAAAGUUCAGUGUACUGCAGGGGUUUGCUUUUAGGUCUUUUUACUUCAGAUUUUUUGUGUGUAAGUCUUCGUGUUAUUAUAAGUGCUUGGAGUUAUAUUGAGAAGUGAAGAAAGCCUUGUGCGGAUAUUCUUGAACUGUGCGUGCGUGCGAAGUUCAGUUUCUAAUACCCAUCAAGAUUACGCCGCGUGAUAAUUACGCAUCUCAUAAUUUGUGAAAGUAAUCGCGCGAUCGCCAUCGCUUUCGAGAAUUUCUCCGUUAAUUGUCAAUGCUCCAACGUAUUCAUUAAUUAUUAAAUUAAACAUAUAGUUUUUAUUAAUGAUAUUAAUGAUUAAACAUGAUUAAAUUGACUGCGACAGAAUGCCACGAAAACGACGCGCGUCGGUAUCGUCGUUGGAGGAGUACCCGACUUCCGAAGAAAAGUACAUGAAAGACGACAUGGACUGUCGCGCGCCGCGAAAUGCAGCCAAUGCACGAGAACGAGCCCGAAUGAGAACGUUGAGCAAGGCCUUUUGCAGCUUGAAAAAGAAAUUGCCUUGGGUACCAGCGGAUACGAAACUGAGCAAGCUUGAUACAUUGAGACUGGCUGCGACUUACAUUGCGCAUUUGCGAGCAGUCCUCAGAGACGACGGCGAAGCCCAUCCUGAAACUACCAAGUCCUUAUCGCUGGCUUUGUCGUGGCCAUUCGCUCUGCAAAACAGCAACACCGCCACGCUGAUGAACAACAGUUGCAACGUGUCCUCCUCGACGUCUUCUAGCUGUAAUCAGUAUCGAGGACAGCAAGCGAGUCAUGAUAUCCAAAACUUUCAUUAUGCAGGGCAUCAGGCCGCGCCGACGCGCCAUAAUCAGGAGCAACAGCUCUCUUAUUUCUAACAAAAAAUUCUGACAAUCCGAUUGGAGCUUAACGAGCGGUAUCUCCAAAAGCGAUCACUCGGCUAAAUUGUACGACUACACUACGUCGUAUUUUCACGCCUUAUUUAUUCCAGAGUGCCUUACUAUCUUACUAUUUAUUGAUUUCAUAUCUUAACAUAUAAUUAUACAUCUAUUCUACUUUAUGUGACAAGGAAAUAGUAUUUUCAAUGAUGAUCAUAAUUUUUGCGUGCCAAAGAAACGCAGUCGGCAAUGGAUUUUCAAUGAAAUCUCGAUGAAACGAAGUCAAGUAAAGGAGAGACUAUUCCCUUGUGUCAUACAUUUGGUUAUUGCAAUAUCAUGUAAUAUUAUAAUCGCAACCAAUACCAAAGCGUGCUAACUAGUCCAAUAAAAUGUUUCUAAGACUUUUAAAAAUUCCCUUUUAUUUUAUUACUCAAUUAUUAUUAAUAUAUAAAAUAUGACUGAAGUAAUCGAAGAAAGUCUUUUUGUUCUUUUCUCUCUUUUUAAUAAAAUAUCUAACAUUUAAUAUUAAUAUUUCAUGUUAUAUUACGCGCUACAUGUGCGUGCACAUUGUGCAAUAUGUGCGUCUAUGGUUUGUCAGAGAAAUGCAGUCGAUCGAGAUCGCUUCUCGCUAGAGAGGCGCCAAAUGACAUCCGGAACGGCAGAGAGGAAGUGUGCGGUAAGGUAAGAAGGAUAAAGAAGUUCAAGUUAAAUAAACAGCGCAAAGGGCUUUUUUGUGUAAACCCGAUACUAAAAUAAUAUAUCCCAUCCCGGCGACAAAUCGGCCGGCAUUAAACGUAUCGUUUACGUGCUCCGCGCUACGUCAACAUACAAUGCUUCCGAAAAUUUAUAAAUGCGAGAUAAUGCCCUGCCAUGCUUAUUUCAACUGUACUCCGAAACUCCUGACACAUUUUACAUACGAUAUAUAAUAUUUAUACAAGCUAAAAGACGGUUGUUCAUGAAAAAAAUAGCGCAGUAGGACGCCUUUUCGAAACGAUUCUUCAGAGAAAAGUUCGGAGAUACUCGACAAGUUUUCUGUCUAACGUCGUUUUAAUCGAUGCAAGCGAGAGCUCGUCGCACAGCGAAUUAAAAAGGCGGCGAAAUUUCCUACUCGCAGAUAUGACUUGGCGCGUUGGCCCACGCGCAUGCGCCGUGCCAAGUCUCUCACGGCCGUUCAGUGCGUGAGGCGCAUUUGUGGAUGGAAUCAGAUGGAAUUGACAGCUCUCGAUCUAUGAUGAAACGUUAACGAAUUUAUUGCUGUGAAACGGUAAAAGUUGAGAAAGGAUAAUUGUGAUAAUGCGUAUUAAAAGCUGUGUGAAAAGAUAGAAGUGGUGAAUAUGGAAUUUGAUUUAGGUCAUAAUUUACAACGCAAUACUGAGUAGGUUAAUAAACAUACUGAUAGUAACGAGCAAACGGAAGCAAGACAAUGUUUAAGAAUAGAAAGGUAAUCAACAAUUAAUAUUCGAAAAUUUUUAUUUUAAUGGUUGAAGAUUUUUUGACCGUGUUUAAUAGAACUAAAAUUUUUCUGUGGUAUAUUUUCUGAUAAUUCUUGUAGAUAAAAUUAAAAGUUGGCGAAGGAAAAGGUCAUAAAAGAAGGAAACAUCCACUUGAUCUUUCUGAUAGAUAUUACUUAGCGUGAUAAAUAUUAAAAGACUAGAUAUCUGGAUUAUUUGAGUGUAUAUCUCUAAAAUUUAAAAAUAGUCAUUUGGAGAGGAGAUUUCUGAUGAUAAUCUCAGAGAUAAGUUUACUUCUGUUAAUGGAAAAUACAUGAAAGGAUAAGUUUUUAAAUCU
This is a messenger RNA of Ooceraea biroi (clonal raider ant), 3924 nucleotides long. RefSeq names its product basic helix-loop-helix domain-containing transcription factor HLH54F (gene HLH54F). Gene Ontology annotation, biological process: developmental process; regulation of transcription by RNA polymerase II. Gene Ontology annotation, molecular function: protein dimerization activity; DNA-binding transcription factor activity, RNA polymerase II-specific; RNA polymerase II transcription regulatory region sequence-specific DNA binding. The record is from RefSeq and is a predicted model, not a curated record. Lineage: Eukaryota; Metazoa; Arthropoda; Insecta; Hymenoptera; Formicidae.